Molecule: messenger RNA, 750 nt
Organism: Funneliformis geosporum
Lineage: Eukaryota; Fungi; Glomeromycota; Glomeromycetes; Glomerales; Glomeraceae
Source: the annotation of a GenBank genome assembly
AUGUUCACUUUUAUUAUUAAAGAUGAAAAUGUAGGAAUUUGUGUGAUACUCGGACCGAAUAACGAAUAUAUUGAAUUAAAGAUUUCUACUAUAAUUGAAAUUUUAAAUAAGCAUAGAGGGAAAAAAUUAAAUACGGGAAUUCCAGAUUCUUUUAAAAAGAAGUAUAAACUUCUUUCGGAAGAACUUGAGCGACAAAGCAAGACUUCUGAACUUGAAAUUCGACCUUUUAACCCUCAUAAAAAAAUGCAACGUAAGAGAAAACAAAAAGAAAACAAUAAAGUUGAAGUUUUGGAGGGCAGUAAGAAUGGUUCUUUUAUUAAAACUUUCAGCGGCCAUCAUCCUAAGAAAAAAUCGAGACAUAACGAAGGUGAAGUCACUUGCUUUGAGCAUAUUGAGGGUAGAACGUAUGAAUAUUCCAGUUCUUUGGUUGAUACUGCUAGUAAGUUAUUAAAUAAACCAACAACCGAUGAAACUGUUAAGUACCCACAGGAAAAUAAUUUUCGUUGUGACAAUCCUCAAGAAGCGGAAAACGGUUCUUUCGUGGAAUUUGAUAAUCUUCAUUUGGAAAAUACUCGUAAUGUUAUAAUGCUCCAAGACUUAAGUUAUUCUGUUGGGUUUCCACAAGUAAAUUUGACGGAUCCAAAUGUUAAUACGCCUGAAAAUGUUGGUUACGAAUAUUUAGAUUUUAGUAGUGUUAAUCACAUGAAUAAUCAAGGUUUAGAAUAUUUCGACUUUGACUCAUUUCCUUGA